Nanorana parkeri is the source of this 2233-nucleotide messenger RNA. RefSeq names its product solute carrier family 27 member 3 (gene SLC27A3). Gene Ontology annotation, cellular component: endoplasmic reticulum. Gene Ontology annotation, molecular function: long-chain fatty acid transmembrane transporter activity; long-chain fatty acid-CoA ligase activity. Lineage: Eukaryota; Metazoa; Chordata; Amphibia; Anura; Dicroglossidae. The transcript is spliced from 10 exons. Bases 35 to 1897 code for a protein of 620 amino acids. The record is from RefSeq and is a predicted model, not a curated record.
UCUCACACUCGGUAGCAGUGUGGAGUCGACCCUGAUGAUGAUGGAGUGGGUGCUAGUGGUGGCGCUCCUGUUAUCACUAGCAGUGCUGUGGCCCCCGGGGGCCCGGCGGCUCGCUCUGUUCCUGCACGAUGCACUCUUCAUCGUGCGCUCGGCCAGGUUGAAGCGGACGGUCCGGCGCUGGAUGCAGCAAGGGGCGCUCAGUCUGCCGGGGCUCUUCCAGCUGCAGCUCCGGAGCUCCCCGGACUCCGUCUUCCUCCUAUUCCGGGAUCAGAAGGUCACCUACCGGCAGCUGGAGGAGAGCAGCAACCGGGCCGCCAAUGCCCUGCUGCCCAGCACCACACCGGGGGCCACCGUGGCCCUCCUGCUGCCCAACGAGCCCAGAUUCCUCACAGCCUGGUUCGCAUUGGCCAAACUCGGGCAGAUCGCUGCCUUCCUGAACACCAAUGUCCGUAGAGGGGCCCUAAAACACUGCCUGGGGGCCAGCGGGGCCCGGGGCCUCAUCACCAGCCCAGAGCUCUUCGAAGCCGUGCGGGAGAUCCUCCCCGAUGUGCGGGAGAUGGGGGUCACGGUGUGGGUGAUGGGCCCCGGGGAUUACCCCGAUGAUGUCAUCAACCUCCAGGCUCUGAUGGACGCCGCCACGGUCAGCCCCCCGCCCGCAGACCUCAGCGCCGUGAAGAACCCCAUGGAGACCGCCAUCUGCAUCUUCACCUCCGGGACGACGGGGUUGCCCAAAGCAGCUCGGAUCAGCCACCUGAAGACCCUGAUGUGCUGCGUCUUCUACCAGCUGUGCGGCGCGAACGCCGGCGACGUCAUCUACAUGUCUCUGCCGCUCUACCACAAAUCGGGCGUCCUGCUGGGGGUCGGAGGUUGCAUCGGUGUCGGGGCAUCGCUGGUCCUGAAAGAACGCUUCUCCGCCAGCCAGUUCUGGAACGACUGCAACAAGUACAACGUCACCAUCUUCCAGUAUAUCGGGGAGCUGUGCCGAUACCUCACCAACCAGCCACAGACUGACGGUGAGAAGAACCAUAGAGUGCGCCUGGCGGCGGGCAGUGGGCUCCGCCCCGACGUCUGGAAGGAUUUCUCGCAACGAUUCGGGAAAAUUAAAAUUUUUGAGACCUAUGGCAUGACCGAGUUCAAUAUCAGCUUUUUCAACUACACGGGGACACCCGGGGCUAUCGGCAGGGGCACCUACCUGUACAAGCAAUUCUGCCCAUUCGAUCUCAUCCGCUUCGAUACACAGGAGGGGGAGCCAAUCAGAGACUCGCAGGGGCGGUGUCAGCGCACAAGUACAGGAGAGACGGGUCUUCUUAUUUCACCGGUCACCACCAUGUCGCCAUUUUUGGGUUACGUUGGCAGUCGGGAGUUGUCAGAGGGGAAGCUGUUGAGGGAUGUUUUCCAGAAGGGUGACUGUUACUUUAACACGGGGGAUCUGAUGGCGCAGGACAACCUCGGGUUCGUCUACUUCAGAGACCGGACCGGUGACACGUUCAGGUGGAAGGGGGAGAAUGUGGCCACCACGGAGGUCUCGGAGAUCUUGAGUGGGCUGGACUUCUUCCAGGAGGUCAACGUCUACGGGGUCACCAUUCCAGGACAUGAAGGUCGGGCCGGCAUGGCAGCCGUCACUGUGCGUUCGGACCACGAGCUGAAUUUGGAUCGAGUGUUCUCUUAUGUGAUGGAGGUUCUUCCGUCUUAUGCCCGUCCACGCUUCCUCAGAGUCAUGGAACACAUGGAGACCACUGGGACCUUCAAGCAGCAGAAGCAACGAUUGGUCAAAGAAGGUUUUUCACCGUUGACCAUCUCGGAUCCUCUGUAUCUCCUGGAUGAAGGCUCCCGCUCCUAUCGUUCGCUCACAGAAGACCUUUACUCCCAGAUCUUAUCUUCAGAAUUCCGAGUUUAGGCGUUGCCUCUAUCAAACGUGGUUCCUCAAGGACCACACAACGGCCGCUGUCAGUUUAGAGAGCCUCAAUCCCGUCCUAGUUCUGUAGAGCAACGUUUCACCGGGCGGCCGUGGUUUUGUAGGGGGCGGUGAAGUCUCCAGGUUGGAAGGUCAAUCAUUCUAUCUGGCCAUCACGCUGUAUCUCAAGUGCCUUAUUACCUCCAGGAGUUGGCCGUGAUGGACCACUGGUGGCUUUUGGUUGGAGGACGGUACGGGAAUACAGGGGGGAAUUUUACAGGGUGGACUGAAACUUUUUGUUUUUAUCUUUUUGCCCAAAUAGUUUUCUUAGAUUGUAAU